Molecule: messenger RNA, 2281 nt
Organism: Rotaria sordida
Lineage: Eukaryota; Metazoa; Rotifera; Eurotatoria; Philodinida; Philodinidae
Source: the annotation of a GenBank genome assembly
AAAAAAAAGAAAAAAUUAGAAUUUGAAAUAGACAGAGUUAUUUUAAUAAGUAGAAUAUUUUAGAAAAUUUACAGAUCAUUACAAUUAAAGCACAGUAAUAGAACAUUUUUUUCUUUUCAGUAUUCAAUUUUUGUUGGAUUUCUAAAAUAAUAGCGAUUAGUUUUCAGUCACCGCCAUGAAUCGACUGUAAAACUCGUCGGGUUGAUCUGGACCUAACAAUUUACUGUUGACUGAAUUGAGGACCGAUCCAAUAGGCUAUACUCUAAAAGUGAUAGUCAAUAAUGACUCGAUUAUCAUAAGAUCAUCGUCAAGAUUGUCUGAAAAAUAUGUAGGGUGUAUCAGUAACCGAAUUCGGAGCGAUUAUCAGUCUUAGACUACAAAAUUUCUCUUGAAAUUAAGAAUACGGUUCGAGUUUGAACCUGAAAAUGUUGGACUUUGAUAAGCUUUAUUCGAUUAACACUUUUGACUAGACAAACGUAUGCAGUUUUUCUUAAACUGACGAGCAGAAAUCGUAAAAUUUUUCAGAAUUUUUAGAAUAAAGAUGAAUCUCGUUUUCGUCUCAUUCUAUUCCCGCAUGAAAUCCAUCUCAAAUUUAGAAAUGAUCAAUCUCGUCCUUCGGUAUGUGUAAGACAAUAGACGAUUUCGUUUUCGAUUUAUGUUAUAUGAAAUAUAAACGAGAGUUACUCUCACAGAGUCUUUCUAGGCUAUUUUUAAUGGACAGAACAAAAAGCUUUGACAUUCGAUUGAAUGGAGUCAAUGCUUUUCAAAGCAUUUGUACGGUUUUAUAACUGGAAAAAAUGCGAUUUGUCUGUAUAUUGAACGAAGUAAUUUUUGCCAAUGGAUAAAUCUCUUUUGAGAUAAGCCAUGACUCUAUUCGAACUUGAAAAAACCAUAAAAUAUUCAUGUCCAUAUAUCUUUCUUCUUGUUUUAUGGGUAUUUUAGUUAGUUUUUUUUAAUAAAAUGCUAUGCUUCCUCUCAAAUCAUUUUCAAAAUCGACUUACUAAUACAAACUUUCCACAAAUAAAUUUCCUAUUAGCACUAAUUCAUCAUCAAACCGUCGGAUUCUUCCAGUAUCGUCUAUCUUCAAAUAUCAAUAUUGAAAAUUUUGUUAAUCAUAAAAAUUAAACUUUUUCGUUAUAUUUAAAUUUUAGAAUAAAAGAUACUUGAAAAUCUGACACUCUUACAAUGAACUAGUCCUAUUGAAAACUUUAUUUAUGCCAAACGUAAACGCACAAGUCGAUUUUCAAUGUGAUCUGAAAAUGAAGCAUCGAAUUUCAUUGUAAAACUCAUGAACACGAAUACUUUUGAGACUUUUUCUAAUCUAAAUAGAAUCUAUCCAAAGUAAUUUAUCAAUUAUUAAUAUUUUCUUAUAAGUACUUUGCUUAUAAUAUAAUCUUUCAUAUAAUCACAUCUACUGUAAAUAAUUAUAAUAUCUCAUUUUAAUUUACAAUCUAUAAAAUAUCUUAAUGUUUUAGGUGCUGAUUUUUGUCAUCAACAUCAUCCAUUACCAAGUGGUGAUAGUUCAAUGUCUUCAAUUAUAUUUGAUUUACUUUCAACUCGUUCUCUUCUUGUUUAUCAUCCAUUAGCAUGUAAUGGUCAAAUUUGUGUUGAUAUAUCAGCUUGUACAUCUCAAAUGAAUGGUCGACUUAAUAAUGGUUCAUGUUUACGUCUUCGUUCAUUUUCUGAAUCAUUAUUAAAUUUAGGUGGUUGUCCUGUACUUUAUCCAUUAUUUGAAAAAUUUCAAGAAACUGAUUGUUCUGAUAGAAUAUAUACAGAUAAUAUAUCAUCAUCAUCAUCAUCAAAUAAUUUUGAAUCACCAACAGAUUGGAUUAUUGUUCGUAGACAAUCACAAAGAAAUUUAUCUAAUAUUGAUAAUCGUUUAAUAUCAAAUCCUAUAGCAUCAAUUAUAAAUUUAUUUCGUUGUGUUUUAUCAUCAAUAUCAAUGAAAAUUUUAACUGAACAAAUGACAAAACGUUAUAAUAUUGAAUUAUUAGGAUUACAUUUAAAUCGUAUAUCAUCAUUUUUUAUUGAUCAACAAUUACUUAUUGCUAUUCAACAAUUAAUUGAAUGUAGUCGAUUAAAUACAUCAUCUCAUGUAUUAACAAAUCAAUUAAUUCAAUAUAUUUUACUUGAUUUUAGUUUAUGGAAUAAAGCUAAACAUGAUGUACGAAUAUCACAUUUACAAUAUAUUGCAGCUGUUAUAAAAGAUGAAAAAAAAUAUUAUCGAACAAAAUUUGGUGUACAAUAUUUUUUAGAUGUUAUUCGACAACAUUUCAAGUAA